Messenger RNA from Aspergillus udagawae, 966 nucleotides. RefSeq lists its product as uncharacterized. The transcript is spliced from 3 exons. The record is from RefSeq and is a predicted model, not a curated record. Gene Ontology annotation, cellular component: membrane. The coding region runs from base 1 to 966 and encodes 321 amino acids. Gene Ontology annotation, molecular function: transferase activity, transferring alkyl or aryl (other than methyl) groups. NCBI's taxonomy places the organism in Eukaryota, Fungi, Ascomycota, Eurotiomycetes, Eurotiales, Aspergillaceae.
AUGGCGGAAUCAAAGCCAUGGCAAUGUGCUUUGGACCUGAUCCAAACCUCGCGGUAUAACCGCUAUUUCCCCUACUACACUUUAUUUGGAUCCGUUUGGUCUACCCUGAUCGCGGGAUCUCUCAGGCUGAAAGCGGCCGACAGCAGUAUAUCCAUCGAGCACAUUCUCAAGCAAGCUACUCUUUGCGCCAUACACUGUCUCUUACUAUGCGGGGCCGGGAAUACAUGGAAUGACCUGGUGGACCGAGCCAUCGAUGCCAGAGUAGCUCGGACGCAAGCCAGGCCCAUAGCAUCUGGACGAGUGUCCACCCCAAUAGCGUUGGCGUGGAUGGCCAGUCAGUACGCACUGUCUGUGAAUAUUCUAGAUCGAGUUCUAGAUGGGCAGAAGAAUUGGAGUAUCAUGCUUCCGCUCACAGGUAUCAUCAUCAUCUACCCGUGGCUGAAGCGACCUGUCUUUAGCAGGGUCUAUAUCUAUCCGCAGUACAUCCUGGGCCUCGCCCUUGGCUAUCCAGCAAUAACGGGUUGGGCUUCGAUCAACGGACGCGAGCAAUUGGCUGCCGAGAUCGUCGGGCACUGCGCGCCGAUCAUACUCCUCGUCUUCUUCUGGUGUUUCUACUUCAACACUGCUUACAGCUUCCAGGAUGUCGUCGACGACCGCAAGAUGAAGGUCAACUCUGCUUACGUUCUUGCGGGCCGCCACAUCCGACUGUUUCUGUCGGUUCUCUGCAUCUUAACGCUUUUGACGAUCCCGUCUGUCGUAUCAAAAGUUGGCUCCCCCUGGCUAUGGUUCUCCUGGAUGGGAGUUUGGAGCUGUGCCUUGGUAAAACAAAUGCUCCAGUUUGAUUCAGAGAACCCGGCGAGCGGUGGCCGUGUACAUUGGGAGAAUUUCGUCCUAGGUUUGUGGACUGUCUCUGCUUGCAUUGUCGAGGUCUAUCUACAGAGCAGUGGAUUUUGGGUGCCUCUAUAG